Erigeron canadensis is the source of this 869-nucleotide messenger RNA. Its product is annotated as probable inactive histone-lysine N-methyltransferase SUVR1. Lineage: Eukaryota; Viridiplantae; Streptophyta; Magnoliopsida; Asterales; Asteraceae. The coding region runs from base 132 to 668 and encodes 178 amino acids. The record is from RefSeq and is a predicted model, not a curated record. The transcript has 6 exons.
UUCAAAAAAAAUUGAAACAAAUCACAAAAAAAAAAAAGGAAGUUAUAAAGAAAAAAAGGGUACAAAUACAGUCGUCAUACAAUAUAGGUGCCUAGUCUCAUGCAUACUCAUUAUUUUGCAUUGAAGCUUCCAUGGCACCCAAGAGAAAAAAGCCGGGUUCGGGCCGAAUGGAUGCUGCUCUUGAUCAAAUGAGCAACAACUAUGGUUUCUCAAGGCCACUUGUGAGGAAAACUGUCACAAAACUUCUCAAGUUGUAUGGGGAAGAAUGGAUAUUUAUUGAAGACAAUGGGUACAGGAUCCUCAUUGAUGUCAUUCUUGAAGAGCAAGAGACUUCAGAAGCAAACAAUCAAUCGAAGGAUGAAUCAUCACUACAUGAUAACCCUGGAAAGGAAAUGGUCACGGAAGAUCAUUCGAAUGAAGUAGCUGCUGAAGGUGCAUCAUCGACCAACAAUAAAAAGUCAAAUGAAAAACUCCACCUUCCCAUAGAAGGAGUGUCUAAUGCAAAAUGUGUGGUAGAUGACGUUUUGGAUAAAAAUGUUGCGUAUUCAAAAUGUUCAUGUGAUGCGGCUGAUAAACCUGUCAAUGUGCCCAAUCUUAAGCACAAACCUUGUUAUGGAUGGAUUAGUGAUGAUGACAGUGACAAGGAAAUUGUUUUCGUAAAACUGUAACCUUCUGCAUAAAGAGAAAGUUGAUGUGACAUUAUGCUAUGUUGUCCAGAUUUGGGUUCAGAUUGGCAAAAAGAAGCGGAAUCCUGUUAUUAUUAUUAUUGAUGACGAAGGCUAGUUAGGGUAUAUACUAUCUAAAUAUCAGAUGUGGUAAAUGUACAUGUUAUUGGGUUUUGGUACCUUCUAAAGUCUAAGGGUUAAGUA